UCUAAUAUAACCAUAAGUUGGCUUAAGAGGUUAUUAAUUUAAUGCUUAAUAAGACAAUAAGUCUUUAUUUUGUAUUAAAAUGGAUGAACUAAUUGUAGGGACCUAUGAAGGAUUUUUGCUGGGAUAUUCACUGCUACCUCAAGAAGAUGGACGGAAAUUAAAACAAACGUUUGCAACGCAUUCUCAUACAGCGUCAGUACGUUGCAUAUCAAUUGCUGGUAAAUUUUUAGCUUCAGGUGGAACAGACGACAAAGUGGUCGUAAUAGAUUUAAAAACACGUAAAGAGCAUACAGUUCUCAUGAAUCAUGACGGCACAGUGAAUGCCGUUGCUUUUACUCAUGGAGGGACGCAUUUGCUCACAGGCAGUGAUGAUGGAUGUAUAAUUGUAACUAGAACAGGCAAUUGGCAAACUGAGAAAAUCUGGAAAAAAGCUCACGGUGGUCAACCUGUAACUGCCAUUUCUGUUCACCCAUCAGAUAAGUUAGCACUAAGUAUUGGAGGUGAUAAAACGCUACGAACUUGGAAUCUUGUAAAGGGUCGUCCAGCAUUUACAAUCAAUCUUGGAAGCAAAGGAGUAACUCUGCCAACUGAAAUUAAAUUUUCACCUACUGGUGAUAGGUUCUCACUUAUUUCUUUACAGAAUAUUGAUGUAUGGACUAUUAGCAAAGCAGGAUUAGAAAAACGCUUGACAUGCAAUUCAAAACCUAGCACAGCUCAAUGGACUGAUGAUGAUAGGUUAUUUGUUGGUCUUGAAAAUGGGAAUUUAAUUAAGUUCACAGUAUCAGAAACGCGUGCACAAACAUUUCAGGCCCACAAACAAAGAGUAAAGUGCAUGCAUUAUGAAAAUGAAACUUUAUAUACUGCUUCAAGUACGGGUGAGCUAAAAUCUUGGUCUAUUAAUGACAAUAUAUUAGAGGAAAUCUGCUCUGCAAAUGCCGCUUGCAGAGUUACUUGUGUAGCAUUAAAUAGGCAGAGUCACCUAAUUAAGAAAGAAAAAUCUGAUGAUGAGAUUGAAGAACAAAAUGUCUCAGAUAACAGUGAAAAUAUUUCUGACACUGAUACAAAUAAUGUACAAAAAACCUCAUUGAAAAGAAAACCCGGCGCAUUUGUAACAAUUAGUUAUGAUGAUAAAGAAGCCGAAGAAAAUAAACCAUCUCCAGCAAAGAAAACAAAGAGGAAGAAGAGAAAUAAGAAGAAAAAUAAAAAUGUUGAAUAAUAA
Vanessa atalanta (red admiral) is the source of this 1219-nucleotide messenger RNA. Its product is annotated as p21-activated protein kinase-interacting protein 1-like. The coding region runs from base 80 to 1216 and encodes 378 amino acids. Lineage: Eukaryota; Metazoa; Arthropoda; Insecta; Lepidoptera; Nymphalidae. Gene Ontology annotation, molecular function: protein binding. The transcript has 3 exons. The record is from RefSeq and is a predicted model, not a curated record.